Molecule: messenger RNA, 519 nt
Organism: Henningerozyma blattae CBS 6284
Lineage: Eukaryota; Fungi; Ascomycota; Saccharomycetes; Saccharomycetales; Saccharomycetaceae
Gene: GCV3
Product: glycine decarboxylase subunit H
Exons: 1
Coding region: 1-519 (172 amino acids)
Biological process (GO): protein lipoylation; glycine decarboxylation via glycine cleavage system
Cellular component (GO): mitochondrion; glycine cleavage complex; cytoplasm
Source: RefSeq, a predicted model, not a curated record
AUGUUUUCUUCAAUUGCCAAAUCUUCCACAAUUCUAUCAAGAUCCAGUUUUCGUCUAUUCUUGAGAGCUCAAUCUACAAAUGCUCUUACAAAGACUCAAUUACCAUUCGCUUAUAGUCCAACAGGUCCUGCUUCUAUCAAAUAUACCACUCAACACGAAUGGUUAGCUACACAUUCUGAUAAAACCACCUUCUUAGGGAUCACCAAAUAUGCAGCCGAUGCCUUGGGUGAUGCCACUUACAUCGAAUUACCCGAAAUUGAUACUGAAGUUGAAGCUGGGGAUUCCAUCUCUUCUGUAGAAUCUGUAAAAUCCGCUUCCGAGAUUUAUUUCCCUAUUAAAGGGACCGUGGUAGAAGUUAAUGAAAAUUUAAUUGAAAAUCCACAAUUGAUUAAUAUCGAUCCAAUGGGUUCUGGUUGGAUUGCAAAGAUAAAGAUUGAUGAUGAAAAAGAUUUAGUUUCUAAGGAUUUAUUGGAAUUAGAACAAUAUGAAAACUAUUUGAAAAAUCAUACUGAAGAGUAA